AGUCAACCACGAGUGAACCACAAAGUCACGCUCUGAAAGUGCUGAACUGCUGAAAGUAAUGAACUGCUGAAGCUGAAGGCAGUAGCUGAGAACUGAGAAAUCUUGAUUUUUCCUUAUGUCAAGAUAAGGCCAUAUUAUCCAGAGAAUAAAGAUUAGAUCAAGUGUCACCAAAAAUCUGUCACAUCCCCUGGGGCCUGGAUCAUGUCAGAAGAAUCUGAGGAAUUGUCUUCAGCUGUGAAAAAGCAAAUUCAAAGAAACAGGGAAAAGGCCAUAAUUUUGAAAAGAAGUAAACUUGUGUCUCAUCCAUAUUCAAAAGGGGCUGUUUAUUCUGAGGAUACCACCACAAUCAAAAUUGGAGCAACAAAAUUCAAAGACACAGGAGGAGGUUUCUUGCUUGAGGAAAUGCCAGAUGAGCAAGAAUUCGAAAACAUUGUGAAGGAACUUGAUGCCCCAACCCCAAUCAUUGAGUAUGACAGACCAUUCUGUGAAACCUGUGAGAAACCAUUUGCCACUUCUUGGUUAUUUGAUAAUUUUGAAUUCAAAUGCUGUGAUUUGUGCAAGGAUCCAGAAAUGCACAAGUUGAUCACAAAAACAGAGGCCAAGGAUUCAUAUUUACUGAAGGAUUGUGAUUUAGAUAAAAGGGAGCCUAUUUUGAAGUUCAUCAAACAAAAAAAUCCACAUAAUUCUCACUGGGGAGAUAUGAAAUUGUACCUGAGACUUCAAGUGGAGAAAAGGGCUUUGGAAGUGUGGGGUAGUGAAGAGAAGAUAGAGGAGGAACGAACACUCAGAGAAGAAAAAAAAGUUAUGGCUAAAUCAAAGAAGUAUGAGAAACAUCUGAAAGAACUUAGAAAAGGCAUGCGCAGUAGUCUGUAUGAUCGUACCACAGCAGGGCCUCACGUUCAUAAUUUUGGACCUGAAACAUAUGAUGAAGAAGAAGAUGAAUAUCACAGAAAGUGCACAACUUGCCCUUAUGAAGAAACUUUUGAGAAGAUGUAAGGAGCAAAGAAGAGGUAUCUCUAUCAAAUAUGAAUACCUAUAAUUUUUUAAUCUCAGGAAUUUUUUGGAUGUUUUUUGUUGUACAGAACCAGUAUACCUCUUAUAAAAUAAGUAUUUUGUAAUUUUACCAAUUUUUCAUUUUAUUUUUGCUAAUAAAUGAUUUUAUC
This is a messenger RNA of Phaedon cochleariae (mustard beetle), 1163 nucleotides long. The record is from the annotation of a GenBank genome assembly. Lineage: Eukaryota; Metazoa; Arthropoda; Insecta; Coleoptera; Chrysomelidae.